AUGAUAAUAAUCCACGGACUAGGCGACUCGUCCGACGGUUGGAAGUUCUUUGCAGAUCUUUUGCACAGACAGGAGCAGUUUAGACACAUCAACGUGAUUCUGCCUAAUGCCCCUGUCAUUCCCGUGACUGUUUGCAACGGAAUGCCAACGAGUUCAUGGUUUGAUCUGACCAGGUUCCCGAUCGACCACAAAGUGGAGGAGGACCCGGUCACGUUUUGGAAGAGUGUUGACGAGAUAAAGCAACUAGUCGAGACUGAGGUGAAAAAUGGCAUUCCAAGCAACCGCAUCGUUGUGGGCGGAUUUUCACAGGGUGCAGCAUUGAGCCUUGCAGUCGGCGCAACUUGUAACCGCACGCUUGCGGGUAUUGUGGCGUUGUCUGGAUUCUGCCCCGUGGAGAAGUCGCUCAAAGAUAAAGUCCAGACCACGAACCUGAAUACUCCAGUCUUCUUUGGACACGGAGACAGAGACCCUGUGGUACCAAUUGCAGCGGCCCGUCACGCCGUCGAUGUGUACAAAAAGGCAGGUUUGCAAAACAUCGAGUUCAAAGAAUACAGAGGAAUGGAGCACUCUUCGUCGCCUGAAGAGAUGGCAGACCUCAUGCGGUUUUUAGGCCAGACGAUUCCACAGUGA
Ogataea parapolymorpha DL-1 is the source of this 630-nucleotide messenger RNA. RefSeq names its product Lysophospholipase. Gene Ontology annotation, molecular function: carboxylic ester hydrolase activity; palmitoyl-(protein) hydrolase activity. NCBI's taxonomy places the organism in Eukaryota, Fungi, Ascomycota, Pichiomycetes, Pichiales, Pichiaceae. Gene Ontology annotation, biological process: protein depalmitoylation. The transcript has a single exon. The record is from RefSeq and is a predicted model, not a curated record. Bases 1 to 630 code for a protein of 209 amino acids. Gene Ontology annotation, cellular component: cytoplasm.